Molecule: messenger RNA, 3009 nt
Organism: Rotaria sp. Silwood1
Lineage: Eukaryota; Metazoa; Rotifera; Eurotatoria; Philodinida; Philodinidae
Source: the annotation of a GenBank genome assembly
AUGGGCAAUCAAAGUAUAAAAGAUUCAAGUACACGUGCAUCGCCCAAUUUAAAAAGUCGUCGUUCAUUAUCAAAACCAUUUCUUAAUUUAUCCGGUUCACAUACAGAAUCUCCAUUAAUAUCGACAUCAUCGCUUGCAACAACACAUACCAAUGUUGAUGAUAUAUCUAUUCAUAGUCAAGGUUCAUUUCGUUCAACACCAUGUAAUACACUUGCACAUAUUCAAUCUCAACAAAAUAAUAAUGGAAAUUUCGAUUGUUUAACAGCUGAUAAACGUUGGUUAUCACGUGAAUUGUUAUUAACACAAACUGACACAAUAUCAACAUCAUUCGUUGGAAAUAAUAAUAAUAAUAAUAAUAGCAUAACGUCAACAAAUUGUCCAUUACAUCAUCAUCGUACAAAUUCAACGAAUGAUGGAAUCUAUAUAGCUUGUUUACCAUUUAAUGCAAGUGAUGAUAAACAAUUAUCACUAGCUGUUGGAGAACAUUUAACUAUUGUUAAUUAUCAUGAUAGAAAUCAUGAUUGGGUUGAAGUACGCAAUACUCAAGGUCAAAUUGGUUGGGUACCACAAGUAUUUAUUAAACCAUUAUCAUCAUUAGAUAGACAUUCAUGGUUUCAUGGAAAAGUAUCGAGAUGUGAAGCUGAAUAUUUAUUAACACAAGGAAUUAAUGGAAGUUUUCUUGUACGUGAUAGUGAAACUGUUCCAGGUCAAUUAUCUAUUAGUCUUCGAUAUGAUGGUCGCAUAUAUCAUUAUCGUAUAAAUACAGAUGAAAACGGUCAAUAUUAUGUUUCAACUGAAUUACGUUUUUCAACAUUACAACAAUUAAUUCAUCAUCAUUCAAUAACAACUGAUGGUCUUGUUCAUCUAUUACUUUAUCCAAUAAAUAAACAUAAAAUUCAACCAGCAUUAUUUAAAAUAGAUGAUAAAUGGGAAAUUCCACGAUCAGAAAUAGCUAUGAAACAAAAAUUAGGCGGUGGACAAUAUGGUGAAGUUUAUGAAGCAUUAUGGAAACGUUAUAAUAAAGUUGUUGCUGUUAAAACAUUAAAAGAAACAAUGAGUUUACAAGAUUUCUUAGAAGAAGCUGAUGUUAUGAAAGAUUUAAAACAUCCAAAUCUUGUACAAUUACUUGGUAUAUGUACACUUGAGCCACCUUAUUAUAUUAUAACUGAAUUUAUGGCACAUGGUUGUUUACUUGAUUAUUUAAAACGACGACCACGUACUGAAUUAACAUCAACUGUAUUAAUGUAUAUGGCUGGACAAGUUGCUUCAGCAAUGACUUAUUUAGAAGCAAAAAAUUUUAUUCAUAGAGAUUUAGCGGCACGAAAUUGUCUUGUUGGAGAUAAUCAUGUUGUUAAAGUUGGUGAUUUUGGUUUAGCUCGUCUUGUUAAAUGUGAAGAUCAUUAUACAGCUAAACAUGGUGCUAAAUUUCCAAUUAAAUGGACAGCACCUGAAGGGUUAGAACGAAAUCAAUUUUCAACAAAAUCUGAUGUAUGGAGUUUUUCAAUUCUUCUCUGGGAAAUUGCUACAUAUGGUGCUAGUCCAUAUCCAAAGAUAGAGCUUUGUCAAGUAUUUGAUCACCUUCGAGCUGGAAAUCGAAUGGAGCGUCCACCUGGUUGUCCAACUGAUGUAUAUAAUCUAAUGCAAAAAUGUUGGCGAUGGACUCCUGAUGAAAGACCAACAUUUAAAGAAAUUCAUACUGAACUUGAAAGUAUGACUACAGUUGGAUUCAAUACUCAAGAAAAUGGUACAACAAAAAUUAUAUCUUCAAAUGAGUUUUGUUCGAAUUCCAAUCGUGCUCGAACUGGUCCAUCACUUCCACCUCCUCGACCACCAGCUCGAACAUGUUCAUUUUCUAGUGUUACAUCUCCACCACCACCUCCACCUGCAACAGCACAUCAAUCCAUUUUAGCACGUUUUCUUUCAUCACCACGUCCAAAAUUAUCUACUGAUCAACAGCAACAACCAUCUACUAUUACUGAAGAUCCAAAUGAACAAACAUUACCGACAAUUAUUCAACAACAACAACCAUUACGUGAUCGACCACGAAAUCCUAAUCCUGAAGCACGUUUAUCAACAUUUAGUAAAAAACAAACACCAUUACCAAUAACAACAGCACUUCCUAAUUCAUUUUCAACAACAACAUUUGUUGGACAUAAUCAUUCAACAACAACAAAUGGUAUUGAACCAUUAAAUAAUGUCCUUUGUGAUAGUGUUCAACGUCCAACACCGCCAUUAAAACCUAAUCGAGAUGGAUCAAUAAAAAUAAAAUCAAAUAAAAAAUCUUCAAAAGCAAAAUCGAAUGCAUCAAUUGAUAGUGUUAUAUCAUCAUCAAGUACAAAUUUAACAGAAUCUAAAACUCCUGAACAUCAAAAUUCAUCUUCAAAUUCUUCAACAACAACACCUGAGUUUUGCCGUAUACAUCUUCGACAAACAGGUAAUAUACCAAAUUCAAAAAAUUCAAAUGAAUCUGAAUCAACAACUGAAUCAGUUCCAUCAUCAGUUGGUAUGGCAAUACGUUUGUUUUCUGAAUAUGCAUCAAGUCGUUGUCAAGAUACAAAAUUAAAUACAUCAUCAUCAUCAACAGCAACAACAACAACAGCAACAACAGAUAAUGAACAAUUAACAGAUACAGUACGAUCUUUACUUGAAACAGUUCAAUUGUUAAUCAAAUAUAUUCGACAAGUACAAAAAAAUCGUCAAAGUAAAUUAAUAAUGUCAAAUUCAACAAUAACAAUUGAUGAUAAUGAUAUAAUUAAUUGUAAAAAUUUAUCAACAAUGCCAACAACAAUAACAUUAGUUAACGAUUUAAAUUUAUUUGGUGAUCGUUGUUUAGAAUUAUCAAAAAUUAUUUCACCACAAAUAGCAUUUAAAUUACGUGAACAUAUACAAAAUAUAAAAGAUAUAUCAAAACCAUUAUUUGAUAAUGAUGAUAAUCGUGAUGAAACAAAUAUCUUUUCACAAAUGACAAGAAUUUUACAAGAUAUUAAAAUAAUUCUCGACAAAUUAUAA